Ictalurus punctatus (channel catfish) is the source of this 1068-nucleotide messenger RNA. It is a transcript of the gene igf1, whose product is annotated as insulin-like growth factor 1. Gene Ontology annotation, molecular function: hormone activity; growth factor activity. Gene Ontology annotation, cellular component: extracellular region. Lineage: Eukaryota; Metazoa; Chordata; Actinopteri; Siluriformes; Ictaluridae. The record is from RefSeq and is marked provisional.
AGUGUUUUCGGGAUGGCACCGUGAACAUCCCGAGAGGAAUCGAGCGGGAUCUUUGGACAGAUCAAAAUGCAGCCCUGUUCUAAGAAACGGGGGAGGGAUGACGUAAUUUGACAUCGGGCCCAAAAAUCCUCAGCGAAUAACUUAGCGCGCACGAGGUAGCGGAGGAGUGCUGCCCCAGCUGUUUCCUGUUGAAAAUGUCUCCGUAAUGUAGAUAAAUGUGAGGGAUUUUCUCCACGAAAUCCGUCUCCUGCCUGCUAAAUCUCACGUCUCCGAAUCGAGCCUGCGCAAUGGAACAAAGUCGGAAUAUCAGGACGUGACACCGGCACCGCGUUUCCUCCUCUCCGCUUCUUUUCUCGCACCUUUUAUUUAUUUCAUUUUAUUUUAUUUGAAUGACUUUGGAACAAGUGUUUUCGCCGGACAGACGCUGGGAUGUCUAGGGGACAUUUGGGUGAUGUCCUGAAGUGGACCAUGCGCUGUGUGUCUCGCGGCCGCGCGCUCGCCCGGCUGCUGCUGCUGCUGUGCGCGCUCGCGCUGACGCCGGUGGCGGCGAGGGCGGGGCCUGAGACUCUGUGCGGGGCGGAGCUUGUGGACACGCUGCAGUUUGUGUGCGGGGACCGGGGCUUUUAUUUCAGCAAGCCGACAGGCUACGGCCCCAACUCGCGGCGCUUGCACAACCGUGGCAUCGUAGACGAAUGCUGCUUCCAGAGCUGUGAGCUGAAACGACUCGAGAUGUACUGCGCGCCGGUCAAAUCUGGUAAAGCGCCACGAUCGGUACGAGAGCAACGGCACACAGACACGCCCAAAACACCAAAGAAACCUAUAUCUGGUCACAGCCAUACAUCCUGUAAGGAGGUUCAUCAGAAGAACUCGAGCCGAGGGAACACCGGCGGGAGGAACUAUCGGAUGUAAUUAAGAGAAGGAUGAGCGGAACCGACGGACAGUGACGAGAAGAGGAGAGCGAGAACAAGUCCGACCUUACCGGGUUUUCAAGACGAGUGGUUCACUCGAAAGGCAAAAUAUAUAUAUAAUAAAAUAAAAUAAAAAGGAUAAGGGACCAAACCAAAUGUA